UGGGCCGGGGCCGGGGCCGCUCCCGCCGCGCCGCGCCGCCGCCAUGAGCCGCCGCCCGCUGUGCCAGCCCGGCCCCAACGGCACCGAGCCCAUGCGGCCGCGGGGCAACGGCACGGGCCGGGCGGCGGAGGGCUGCGGCGCCGUGUCGGUGGCGUUCCCGCUGACCAUGAUGAUCACGGGCAUCGUGGGCAACGCGCUGGCCAUGCUGCUGGUGUCCCGCAGCUACCGAGCCAAGGAGAACCGGCGCAAGCGCUCCUUCCUGCUGUGCAUCGGCUCGCUGGCGCUCACCGACCUGACCGGGCAGCUGCUCACCAGCCCCAUCGUCAUCGCCGUGUACCUGUCCGACCGCGCCUGGAACAACGUCGACCCCUCGGGCCGCCUCUGCGCCUUCUUCGGCUUCAGCAUGACCGUCUUCGGCCUCUGCCCGCUCUUCAUCGCCAGCGCCAUGGCCGCGGAGCGGACGCUGGCCAUCCGCGCGCCGCACUGCUACGCCAGCCACAUGAAGACGCGCGUCACCAAGGCCGUGCUGCUGGGCAUCUGGCUGGCCGUGCCCGCCUUCGCCCUGCUGCCCCUGGCCGGGCUGGGCCGCUACGCGCUGCAGUGGCCCGGCACGUGGUGCUUCAUCAGCACCGAGGGGCAGCGGCCGGGCAGCCUGCUCUUCGCCUCCGCCUUCGCGGGGCUGGGGCUCUUCUCGCUGCUGGUGACGGUGACCUGCAACCUGGCCACCAUCGAGGCCCUGGUGUCCCGCUGCCGGAGCAAGGCCGCCGCCUCGCGCUCCAGCAAGCAGUGGGGACGGAUCGCCACCGAGACGCUGAUCCAGCUGCUGGGGAUCAUGUGCGUCCUGUCGGCGUGCUGGUCACCGCUGCUGGUAACAAUGCUUAAGAUGAUCUUCAGCCACACAUCUUUUGAGUCCUGCAAGGGGUUCUCUGCAGAAGCCCAAAGCUCAGAACUCUACAAAGAAUGCAAUUUCUUCUUGACAGCUGUGCGCUUGGCCUCCCUAAACCAGAUCCUGGAUCCGUGGGUUUAUCUGCUGCUCCGAAAGAUCCUGCUCCAGAAGUUCUGCCAGGCGGCCAGCGCUGUCUCCAAGUGCUCCAACAAUGAGUGCAAGGAGAGAUCCAUCACGUUGUCAGAUGAAAUCCGACGGACAGCGGCGUGAUGGAGCGUGGAUCCGCUUGCACAAAGACUGCUUUGGCCAACAAGUGGCUUUACAUCUUACUGUGAAUUGGGCAUCUGUCGCGUUCCCAUCUGCGUAAACAGCGGAAAGCAGCAGGGCUGAGUGCCAAAUAAGUAUUUAUCCAGUGUGCCAAAAAUUCUCAAGUGUAGACAAAGGAAUUGGUUUUGUUGCUAAAUUCUGUUGUUACCACAAUUCCUGAUGGAGCUGCAGAACAUGACUUUACUGCGUGCCCAAGUGGAGCUUGGAGGGGCUUUUUGGUCUUGCUUUAAGGUAGGAAAAGGUGGUUUUCCUAUCACGGGGUGCUUGGAACAGAUUAAUUAUGGAGGAGACCCACUCCUAUGUAUAACCUUAAUGCUUAGAUUAUUUGCUUCAGAGAGUCUUUCGUCCUUGUUUUUCUGGAUGGACAAGGAGAGAAAAUGGCAGACCAUACACUAAGAUAAAACGAGGAGUUCUGAUUUGGAUUUCCAUGGCUUUCAGUGGAAGCUUGAGUUGUCGCAGUGAUGGUAGAUCUUUCUCUUCUGAGAACUGAAGGAAGCCUGUGCCUGGUGACACGUGUUGUCCUGGUCGAUGCUCGUUCCACAUGGAUGCUGGGGUCAGCUCACUGCGGAGCAGGGUGCAGUGCUGGGCAGACAGCAGCAGUAGGAAAACUGUGCUGCUCCGUUUUUUUAUAGCAGCCUGUGAAACACCCACACAUCACACCAGAUGCUGAUAGCAGAGCCCAUUGUAAAGCUACUUUGCACAGAUGGAGAGAGUGAUAAACAGGUUGUAAGAGACAGUGAGCAUUCAUCUUCCUGUGGAUUAGUGGCAAAGGUUUACAAAGGCAAAAAUUUAUCUUUUAUAUGGGUGAUUUUAUUUGGAAAUGUGCACAACCAGGAACAAAAUGAACGUCAAAAGGUCUGAAGCAGUGGGGACGCCGCUCAGAGCUUCUUCAUUAUUGAAAUGCCUAGAGUGGCCAGAGUGGUAGAGGAGAGCAAGUGCUCUCUUUCUUCUUUCCUCCAUAAAGACAAAUUUUAAGGAUAUGGCAGCUUUGGGAAUUUUUAAAAUAAAGCAGACUGGAAGAGAUGGGUAGAAGAAUGUGCAUUUAUCAAAUCUUUCCUCCAGCUAUUGUUCAGCUUUUAUUAGAAAACUGAGUCCUCACCCAUUUAUUAGAACAUCUGAGGCUUAUUUUCACAAACAUUUCUCCCCAUUUCUUUGCCUUUUUUGUAGAUGAUAGUCCAUAAUGCCUCCUGUUUAAUGGCCUCUUAGGCAAAAUUACAUGCAAUUACAGUAUAUCAGGUAAUUGUCCACCGUGUGCUACGUGCCAUGUAAUACUGAAUUCAGGGGCCUUAAAGGCAAGUGUAACCCUGCAUCUGCUGGGAAUCUCUGAUACAGAGCCUUGAUUUUUGCUUCACUGUUUUUGCUUCUGAAAGCAACUACUCAAAUGAGAAACCACUUUUCCUGUUCCGCUGCAGUGCUGUCUAGAUGCUAUCGCCACAUCAGGCCAAAAUAUUUCAUCUGAGGGCAGAACCACUGCCUACAGAAGUCUGCUUCUGUGUGGAUGGGCGUUGGAGUGCAGCUGGAAGCUGAAGCCCCGCUUUCCCCAGGAGCAAGCCUAGAGCCGUGCCCGGUGCCUGGGUGCAGCAGUGCCGUGGGUGCAGCAGGAUGCUCGGUGCUGCUCAGUGCUGCUCGGUGCUGCUCAGUGCUGGCGGGUACCCGUGUGCUCCUUACAGCUGGGAGCAUGGUGCGGGGCACGGCUGGAAGCAGCAGCUGCCCUGGGGCUCUGGGGAAGUGCCUUGCAGCCGUCACACGUUUCUAAGAGUGAUGUUGUAAUCUGCACGCCUGUUCUGCUGUCCAGAGGAUUGCUGUUGUUCAGUCUGCGUGCAGAAUGAGCCCAGUGCCUCGUGCAGUGUGUCAGGACGACCUCAGGCACGGGGCCGAAGCCCUGGUGAGCAGCAGGGCUGGAGCGUGGGCCCACUGGGGCCGCGCGUGGUUGGCAGGAAGGUGACUCAGGGCCUCCUCUAUCAGCCCCUUGGCAGCCACAAAGGAAAAUGAUAUUUUUUCCUUUUACACAGAGAAUCAAGUGUGUGGUAGUGGUUAAAUGCAUAUGGACUUGCUAUUCUUAAGCAAGUCGCGGACAGAUUCACCUUUCCCUUGACUUAGCUCUGUUGCUCCGUGCCUUUCCUCGGUGAAGCAGGACACCUGUGGGUGUGGAUAAAGGCCGUUCUGUCAGCCCCUGUGUGUGCUAACACAAAGAAGCUACUUUAAAUAUCAGAAAAUGGAGGAGAAUGUCUGCUUUCUUUGUUUGCAGCCGAGGAGUGGGAGCACCAUUUGCCAGCCGGCGGGGGAACGCGCUUUUGGAGAUGGAUUCAAAAAGCUUGGGCAGAAAUUGAAGCUUUUCUUUCCCAUUACUUGUUUGAGUUGGAAGGUGUAUUUCUGUCGCAUUUCUUUAAAGAUGCCUUUCUGUGUGAUGUACUUUAAUUCCUCUAUGGAAGCAUUCCUAGUGCCGAUUUCAAUACGUUGUAUUCUUCUGUCAGAUUUUACGGAAGCGGUGAAUGGGAAAACUAUUUUGAGAUCAUUUGCCUUAAAAACAAGCUUGUUUGUGUGCCAACUUAAUGUGCGUUGUAUCUGUCAGAAUAAAAGUGCAGUAGAAUACCCAGUCCUGAGCCUGGUUCCUUCUGGAGCCCGGAGGCGGCCAUGGGGCUGUCCUGGCGUGUGGCUGCUUCGCCAUCCCUCGCUCCUUCCCGCACUAUUUCCUGCCACAAGAAAAGAAUCAGAAUAAGGUAAAAAUUGCCUUAUUAAAAUAAAAGGAAUACACGA
Numida meleagris (helmeted guineafowl) is the source of this 3970-nucleotide messenger RNA. RefSeq names its product prostaglandin E receptor 3 (gene PTGER3). Lineage: Eukaryota; Metazoa; Chordata; Aves; Galliformes; Numididae. Gene Ontology annotation, molecular function: prostaglandin E receptor activity. The record is from RefSeq and is a predicted model, not a curated record. The coding region runs from base 44 to 1156 and encodes 370 amino acids. The transcript is spliced from 2 exons. Gene Ontology annotation, cellular component: plasma membrane. Gene Ontology annotation, biological process: positive regulation of cytosolic calcium ion concentration; adenylate cyclase-activating G protein-coupled receptor signaling pathway; inflammatory response.